AUGUCUUCAAAUACAACAGAACUUUGUAAUUUUAUAUCACCAAUGGCACUUCAAAAGUUUCUGAUGCUAUAUGUAUUCCCUAUACAAUUUACUGUUGGUAUUAUUGGUAAUCUUCUUAAUCUUAUUGUAUUACUUUCUCAUUCUAUGAGAUCAAAAACAAAUAAUCUUUUAGCAAUAAUGGCAUUAGCAGAUACAGUUUUUCUCAUAUGUAAUAUUCAUCAAUCUUUUGCACUAAGUAGUAUUAGAACCUUUUUUACAUGGUUUCGUCGUUUUCUUCUUCACUCAAAAUUUCAUUGGAUAGGAUUGACUAAUAUGUGUUCUUUUAUCUCUGCAUGGCUAAUUGUAUUGGUAUCAUUGGAAAGAGUAACUGCAAUAUCCUUUCCACUUAAAAGUCGUCAUAUAUGGAAUUCAAAAAUUUUAACAAUAAUUGUUUGUAGUGUAAUUAUUGCGUCUUUUAUCUUAACAUUACAUUGGCAUAUAACACAUACUGUGGAAAAAAUUAUAAUAAAUAUGACAACAAUAAACACAGAAACAGGAUUAGAAGAAGUUUCAUCAACUAAAACACUACAACAACUUUCACCUAGAGAAGGAAUGUUAAAUUUUUCUAUAUGGUCAUCAACAUUAGAAAUGAUUUUUUUAGUUAUUCUUCCUGUAAUUACUGUUCUAACAUUAAAUAUUCUCCUCGUACAUGCAUUACGUAAACAAAGAACAUGUGAUUUAAAAAGUCAAAAAAGGGCAACAAAAAUUGUUUUAAUUAUAGCAACAACAUUUACAUUAUGUAAUGUACCUUCAGCAGCAUUACAGAUAUGGAAACUUUUUUCACCUAGUAUAGAAAUGUCACUAUUAUUUUUUAAUUUAGCAACAUUAAGUAAUAGUUUAGUUAUAACUGGAAAAAUUUCAAAUUUUUAUCUUUUUUGUUCAUGGAGUGAACAUUAUAGAAAAAAAUUUUGUAAAAUUGUUGAAAAAGAACUUCCUAGAUUGUUUUGGUUAGCAAGGACAAUAAAUACAAAAAAACAAUCAUAUAUACAUAAAAUUUCUUCACAAAAUACUACAUCAGAAAGUAAACAACGCCCUCCUAAGAUUAAACAAUGUAGUGUUAGAACAUUAGAUGAAAAUGGGGAAAUAGUAGAAAGACUAAUCAAAUAA
Molecule: messenger RNA, 1146 nt
Organism: Strongyloides ratti
Lineage: Eukaryota; Metazoa; Nematoda; Chromadorea; Rhabditida; Strongyloididae
Product: G protein-coupled receptor, rhodopsin-like family and GPCR, rhodopsin-like, 7TM domain and 7TM GPCR, serpentine receptor class w (Srw) family-containing protein
Exons: 3
Coding region: 1-1146 (381 amino acids)
Biological process (GO): G protein-coupled receptor signaling pathway
Cellular component (GO): membrane
Molecular function (GO): G protein-coupled peptide receptor activity
Source: RefSeq, a predicted model, not a curated record